Molecule: messenger RNA, 793 nt
Organism: Elaeis guineensis (African oil palm)
Lineage: Eukaryota; Viridiplantae; Streptophyta; Magnoliopsida; Arecales; Arecaceae
Product: early light-induced protein 1, chloroplastic
Source: RefSeq, a predicted model, not a curated record
ACAACCCAACCCGUCUCAAGAAAAAGAUCACGAGAUCUCAAGCUAGCAUUUGAUUCCUCCCCAUUCUUUUGUUCUUGCUGCUCUUUGUCAUUGUCUACUCAUUUUCUGCACUUGGAGGCUCGAAGAUGGCCACUUCAGCCACACUUCACUCCUACAUGGCAGGCGUCAUGCCACGUGUUGGCUCCAAGAGCCGCUCUACGGGCCUUCGUUCCACUUAUUUACUGCCAUGUCAGCGUCCCAUGCGCAUUCGCUGCCAAGCUGAGGAUCAGCCGCAGAAGCAAUCUGCACCUGUCACACCUCCACCACAGCCGGCUCAGGCCCCUACUCCAAAGCCGAAGGCCAAGGAGAGCACAAAAUUUUCGGACAUGCUAGCAUUUAGCGGGCCAGCACCAGAGAGGAUCAAUGGAAGGUUGGCAAUGGUUGGUUUUGUCUCAGCCUUGGCAGUUGAGUUGGCGAAGGGCGACGAUCUUGCAGCUCAGCUAAUGAAUGGUGGCUUGCCAUGGUUUGCGGGCACUGCAGCCUUGUUGUCAGUGGCCUCUCUGGUGCCAUUGUUCAAGGGUGUAAGUGCACAAUCUCAGUCCGGUGGCCUGAUGACCGCCGACGCAGAGCUGUGGAAUGGCCGGUUCGCCAUGCUGGGCUUGGUGGCACUAGCUUUCACUGAAUACUUGAAGGGAGGCCCUCUUGUGUAAAGGACUUCUCAUUGGUUCAUGAUUAGCUCUUUGAUGUAUCUAGAAAUGCAAGCAAUAUUAUACAAGUUAGCAUGGUAGAUUUCAAAUGUUUAUACUGGGACAAA